AUUCCUGGAGCAUAACAUGUUCGGUUUCACUAUCACAUACACAACCACACACUGUAAAUAAUGUCGCACUGAUUUCAAUUUAAACGACUGGCUAGGCUGUGUCAGCGUUACCGGAUCUUCUCGUGUUCCCCCACUCUUUCGCCUGUGAUCAUCGGUAUUAUUUCCAGCGGGAUUAUAGUUCACGGGUUGGCGGCUGUCUAUCCAUUAACCGGCUGUGUUGCAGAGUGGAGUCAGUACUGGCUUCAGCAGAGCCCAUUCGACAAUGUCAAAUAAACACCGUCUUCACUAAUAGCACCACGAAAGAAUAACCGCUUUCCAAUUUCGAAGACGGACGGGAUAAAACCGGGAUAUUGAAACGUCAGCUCUUUAUGUGUAUUCAGUUCAUCCAUCCCUCUCAAAAGGUCAUGAAGGCUCCUUAUUCCUGGUCCUAUUGACCCCUGACAACCUUCUGACCUUUGACGUGUGUUCCUGUCAUCAAUUCACUCCUGCUAUGCAGUCAUGAGCUCUGCUCUAUGGAGCCAGGAGAAGCCUGCAGGCAGUUUCCGGGAUGACUGGCGCUUCUACAUUGUGGUGAAGGAGUGCACUGUGGAAAAGCCAGGCCAGAAGACCCUGCGCAUCCCACGCGGCAGCCUUGGUCAGGCGUGCCAGGAACGCAACAGCCUUGGCCGCACAAUCCCGCCUAGCAAGGGGAAGCGCAGCCUCCGGAUCCUGGAUCAGACAAAUGUAGUGUUGAGCCUGGAUGAGCGGGAUGUGAUGGAGCUGGAGGAGAAGCUCGCCGAGCUUCUGUUCCCUAUCACCAACUGUGAGGAGCGUUACAGCCUGCUGUGUAACAGAGCACGUCUGGACAGGGCCCGUGACAUCGGCUGCGGAUCGAAAGUGCGAGUGCAGCUGAGGUCUGGCGAUGAACCACUUCCAGGCGUGGUUCGCUUUAAAGGAGCCUUGCUGCCUGACCGAGCACUGAGCGGCAUCUGGUUUGGUGUUGAAUUGCUGGAGGAGGGCCGGGGUCAGGGUUUCACUGAGGGCUCUUAUCAGGGUCAGCAGCUGUUUCGAUGUGAAGAUGAAUGCGGUGUUUUUGUUGCAUUGGAUAAACUUGAGCUCUGGGAAGAUGAAGAGCUUGAGGUGGAUCGUGUGACACUGGUAGAUAAUGACCCGGAAGUGGAAGGCGAUGUCCCGCCACUGGAGAUCAGCUCUAGAGUAUUAGUGCAGACACGGGAUGGCCCAGAAAGGGGAACUGUUAUCUUCUGUGAUUUACUGCCUGGCAACGAGAGUCUCGGAUAUUACGUUGGUGUUGAUAUGGACAAUCCCAUUGGAGACUGGGACGGGAUCAUCAACGGCAAACUGCUGUGUGAUUUUGCCAGUCUUGAACACACCCGUCUCGUCCCCAUCUGUGAUGUGAUGCCAGAAUACUCCAUGCAGGAUCCGAGGCUGCCCAAAGUCUUUGCCAGCAGUGACAAGCCUGGCAGCCAGAGCAAACCAAAGAGCAAAGGAUUAGGCCUGCAGACUGGCAGCAGGAGCAAGUCUGAGUUUUAUUAUACGUUAAAUGGCAGCUCGGUCGAUCACCCCGCUCAGUCCAAAGCCAAAAGCUCAUGGUACAUAGAUGAAGUUGGUGAGGACCCGGCCAAGUCAUUGACAGACAUGCCCCCAGACUUCAACCUGGCCUCAUCCCCCUCUCGAGCUCCUCCUGCAACCACCUCACUGUCCAAUGAUAACAAGUUCCACUCUUUGCCCUUCAGUUUGAGCCGCAAAGUUGGCCCCAAUGGGAGCAUGAGCCACGGCCCCCUGUCACUGUCUGCAGGCUCAGUGAUGGGGGAGCAGCAGGAGGUCUCGCCACCUGCAGUCACGCCUGCCCAGAGGCCACCGUCGCCCCCACAAGGUCAGCCAGGGUUAGAGGUCGGGUCAAUGGUGGAGGUUAAAGAGAACCCACCAUUGUGUGGGGUCAUUCGCUGGGUUGGUCUACCUCCAGGACUACAGGAGCCACUUGCUGGGCUAGAGCUGGAGGAGGAGUGUGUGGGCUGCACUGAUGGCACAUUUAAAGGGAUACGUUAUUUCACAUGUCCACCCAAGAAAGCUCUGUUUGUCAAACUUAAAUGCUGCAGGCCUGACUCACGAUUUCCAUCCUUACAUCAUUCACCCAACCCCAUCGAACGAUGCAACUCCAUAGCAUUUGGGGGUUACCUGAGUGAAGUAGUUAACGAGAACACUCCUCCUCGGACGGAGAAUGACAGCUUAGAGGUGAUGGUGGGAAAGAAGAAAGGAAUUCAAGGACAUUAUAACUCCUGCUAUCUAGACUCCACUCUAUUUUGUCUUUUUUCUUUUAGUUCUGUGUUGGAUACGGUGCUUCUGAGGCCCAGAUCUAAGACUGAUGUGGAAUACUACAAAGAGACACAAGAGUUACUACGCACAGAAAUAGUCAACCCACUGCGGAUACAUGGGUAUGUGUGUGCCACUAAAAUCAUGAAACUUAGGAGGAUAUUGGAGAAAGUGGAGGCAGCGUCAGGAUUCACUUCAGAAGAGAAGGAUCCAGAGGAAUUCCUCAACAUACUGUUUCAUCACAUCCUGAGAGUUGACCCACUUCUCAAACUACGGUCUGCAGGGCAGAAGGUGCAGGACUCUUACUUCUAUCAAAUCUUUAUGGAUAAGAAAGAUAAAGUGCUGGUGCCAACCAGCCAGCAACUACUAGAAUGGUCCUUCAUCAACAGUGACCUCAAAUUUGCAGAGGCCCCCUCUUGCCUUAUAAUCCAGAUGCCUCGCUUUGGAAAGGACUUUAAGAUGUUUAAUAAGAUCUUUCCUUCCCUGGAGCUUGACAUCACAGAUCUAUUAGAUGACAGUGAGUCAGUUCAACAUCUCACUCCAAGAGAAUGUCGAAUUUGUGGUGGUUUAGCUCUUUAUGAGUGCAGAGAGUGCUACGAAGAUGGUGGCAUCACACCAGGAAAGAUUAAGCAGUUCUGUGAAAAGUGCAAUACACAGGUACAUCUGCACCCACGGCGUAAGGCUCAUCGGUAUGUUAAGUUAUCUGUCCCUAAAGAGCUGCUGGAGUCAGCAUGGAGACAAGGUUCUUACCCUCAACAGCAGAUGGAGCUGUUUGCUGUGCUCUGCAUUGAGACAAGCCACUAUGUCGCCUUCGUGAAAUACGGAUCCGCAGACUCUGCCUGGCUCUUCUUCGACAGUAUGGCUGAUCGUGAUGGUGGCCAGAAUGGGUUUAACAUCCCACAGGUGUCCCCAUGUCCAGAAGUAGGGGCCUACCUGAAGAUGACCCCUGAGGAGCUUCAUGCGCUGGACCCCAAGAACAUCCAGGGCUAUGCCCGCAGACUUCUCUGUGAUGCUUAUAUGUGCAUGUACCAGAGUCCUACUAUGAGCCUCUAUAAAUAGAGAGGGGGAAAUAGAGAAAGGAGGACAGAAAGGCAGAAAAGCAAAAAGGGGGAAUGGCAGAGAAUGAGAGAGAUGAUAGAAAGAGGGAACCGAGGAAAGUACACAAGCAGGGGGCUGUGGUACAGGAAAGUGUGAUGGUGCCCAGUAAGACGCACACCUACGAACCCUCGAGAUCGAACAAACCACGUACAGCCCUUCCAGUCGCCUCAUCCUCUUUUCUGCAUCUCUCUGUAUGUACUGCAGAGUAAAUACGUGCAUGAGAGUGAGGGAGAGUUCAAGAGAACGAAAGGAAAAAAGCCUUUUUGCACUGAGUGAGAGCGUAUAUGUUUGUGUGUGUUUGUUGAAGUGUUGUUUUCUCUUAUUUGUGCUGUCUUUGGCUGAGCUCAAACACUUGAGUGUGUCUCACUCCCGUCAUGUUGUUUGAGCAUGGAGAGAAUCCACACUCUUUCCAGCCCUCAGGCAUAUCGCAGACACUCACUCACUGGAUGGCUUCAUAUUCUCCAUCUACCACCAGAACUGACCCCUCUAAACAACAACACAUUCAUCCCCUGUAAAUUAUGCUGCGGAAGAAUGACCAAAACCUCUUCCCCUCUGUCUGAACACUUCCACUCUUAUCCCUUAACCCAUCUAAUGCACUGCAGCAUCCAGCAUUAAUUAUCGUGCAGAUGCAUUAUGUGUCUAGUCCCUGUUUUUUGCCUCUAUAGUUUGCUGUGAAGUCUUUGUCUGGUGUUUUCAUAUACUGCAAAGCCCUUGACUGCCACGCACUGGUCACAAAUCAAGACCGAAGAAUGAGAUGGUGAUUGGAAAAAGCACACAAAUAUUUUUGGAAUAUAGUUUUGUUUUAUUUUGUAUUUAUUUAUUUUUUUUUAAUUAUGAAUAUGAUUGAGCUUUGUCUUGUUGAAAUAGGAAGUACAUCUAAAGUAUUGGCUUUUCCAUUACUUGGUUUAUAUAAAUAUUGAUAUGUUAUUUUAAAUUAUUGCAAAAAUAAUAACAGUUCCCCAGGCCAUGCUUCUCUGAGGUCUUCAACAGCUAGGGUGUGCAAAAAAAAGAAAAAAAAAAAAAUCUACUGAAUUACAGAUACAGGUCAAAACUUGCAAGAUAAAAUAAUAUAAAGUGUUAUGAUAUUCCAUAAGUUACAAUUUUCCAGUCAGUGACAUGUAAAACAUGUUAAAAGAUCUAUGAUUAAAUAUUCUGGGUUCAAUACAAGUGAAACUCAUUUGACAGCAUUUGUGCAAUAAUGUUGAUCACUACGAAAAAAUAGUUUUAACUCAGCCCUUGUUUAUUUAAAAAUCUUGGUUCGAGUAAGGCACUUACAAUGGAAGUAAAUAAACAUUCAAGUACACAUAGUUUCAAAAGUAUAGUCACAAGAUGUAAACAUUAUAUGUAUUAACAUGAUUUUAGUGUGAUUAAAUCACUGAAAGGAUUUACAGUAAGUCAUUGUAGCAACAAAGUUUUAAUAUAGGAUAUAAUUUUACACAGAAAAGGUAAGUGAUUUUAUCACUCUAAAAUCUCAUUGACACGUAUAAUGUUAAUGUAUUGUUUCUAUACACUUAAAACAAUGUGCAUUUUAAUGUUUACGGACUGGCCUACUUCACUUCCAUUGUAAGUGAACUUAAAUAACUGAGUGACAAUUUGAAAAAUAUUUUUGUGGUAAUAAUGCCACAAAUGCUGUCGGUUGAGUUUAACUUGAAUUGAAACCCAUAAUAUUACUUUUAAAUGUGUUGUUUGUAUAUGAAGUGCUCUGGUCAGAGUGUUAAAUUAAGAGGCUGACUCGGCAAGAGCUGUCUCAAUCUAUACUGCUGUGCCGUUGGCUAAUCCGCAGUAACACUGUCCAUUGAGAUACUGGCUUAAUGUAUAGUGCACACUUUUGCUAAAGGUUACUGGAUUGUUUACACAGACCUGGUUUAUACUGAAGAAUUCUCUCAGAAUUAGAAAAUGAAAGUGACUCAUUACUCGGCACAUAUAUUGGGAUUGUUUUUUAAUCUCUGCUGAUGUAACUGUACACUGUGGGAGAGAUUCUCUGUGAGAGGCUGUAAUGGGAGAACAGAUGAAGACUGGUGUACUUGUAUAAAAUUAAGCCAGGUGGACUUUAUCAUCUCUGUGCUGUUCUCUUAAAUGUUAACUAAAUUAAAAUGCCAUUUUAAAAACGUGCUGUGAUGGCUGCAUUGCUUUUAAUUCGUUUAAAAUGAUGUGCGUUUAAAUGUGUGAUUUUUAUUUUAUAUUUUUCCUUCAUUUUUAGCAGUGAAGACAAAGAAUUAGGCAAGUUUCACGACAAGCAGAAGGAAGGAGAGCAGGACUGGGUGUGUGUGUGUGAAGUGAAUAUUUACCUUGAAAUGUUGACGAUGUGCCACCAAGCUGUGAGAAUCUCUGUCUUCACAUGUCACAGAGAUGUGUGCUAUGUUUUGAUCUUUGAUGCCAGCAGUGUUUUUUUUGGUUUUUUUAACCUUCCAAGUGUGUGAGAGUGUGGGUCAGAGUGUUUGUAGACAGCCUUCAACAGGCAGAUGGGUGGAGGUCUAUUCAUUUAGAUGUCCAUUGCUUUUCAGUGUUGUCAUAAGUCUGAGAGUUUGUGUGGGGAUUUGUCUACUGCCAGCAGUGCUGCUUUCACCUGUCACCUGUGUGUAUCUCAUUAACAUGGUGUCAUGGCCACAAAUACACCAACACUGGACAGAUGGGGCUGAUCUAUAGUGAAGUCUCAGCAGUUGGAGACACACACACGCACACACACCAUUUAAGUCUCCGCCCUGGCUCUACACUGAUGACUUCAUAUGGUCACAGUCGUAACAUGUUUGGUAUUACCAGAACAGUGAGCAAUAUCAUUUUCCCAAAUUGGCCAAAUCCCUGAUCAGCCACAGUAAAUCAGUUCAUGUGUCUUUAUAAAUGUGACCACAUCUCUUGUUUUUCACAAAUAAAAAUGUUAAAUGUGUGUACUCCAUCUUCAGAACUCAAAACACACACCACUGCUACUUAGCCUUGUCAUUUCAUGUGCACUUCCAGCAUGCAAACUGCACAAUUGUCAUGCCAUUGUUUGCCAUCACAACAGCUGGCACACAAUGCUCUAUUGUAGCUUAACGCUGUAACAUAUGCCUGCCAUGUGCCUCAUUCUAAUUUAGCCUACGUUUGCGGUGCUACCUGACCAGAUGGAGAGCAGUAUUGCCAUUCUCACCAUUAGAGUAUAGCCUCGGGGGUGUGAAUCUCAAAUAAAAUCAAAGCAUAUGGAUUCUUCCUCUGUCUUUUGAUAAACAGAAGACCUACCGUUGUCAGAGGUUUACCUUAGAGCCUCCCAAUGAGAGUUCAGGAAUAUAAUGAUUAGUUCAUUUUGUGUGCUCUGGCUGUGUAGGACUAUGAAUUGUUUAUGCACAGUACAGCAAUAGACCUUAUUCCAACUAGCACCAUAUUUGAGUUUGGAUGGGAAUGAAGACGAGGCUGUGAGGGAUCACUUGCACUUUCUUAAAUGGCACGCACUGCAUAAAACAAUAUAUGUAAAGGUCCUGGAUCACAUCUAAUUUUCACAGCUUGUGUUUAUUGUAUACUAAAAUUUUUUUUUUUUUUUUUUUUUUUUUGGAAAGAUGUACAGUAUUUUCAAUGAUUCAUCAGCUAAAUGAGAAAUGGCAAGUUUAAAUUAAAGUCUAUCCCUCACAGACUUGUUUUUUAUUUCCAUCACACAUCAAAUAUGGUGCUACUCUAAAUAAGGUAUAUAGUGAUUUGAAGCAUCAGAGCCACUGUCUUCUGCUUGAUAAAAGAAAAAGUUAUGUUGUAAAUCAAGAAAAAGGGACCCAAAAUGCCUUGCAAACAAUUAUCACUUGAAUUUUUCCCAAAGCAAUGCAUUUGAACACAUCUUUCACAGGUUGACAAAAUACUCAUGGUCUUUGACAUUCAGCUUUGCCAAUAAUAAGAGUAAUUCUCCUGUGACCACUUCUGUUCUGGUUUUGAAGCACUCUGAUUUUAUGACUGCAUACGUCACUCACUAUGUCAGUAUGUUACUGCGUGUUGACAGCAUAAAAAAAAGUCAAGAAAAUAAAAAAUGGUGCACCAUUUCAAGUAUUA
Molecule: messenger RNA, 7413 nt
Organism: Myxocyprinus asiaticus (Chinese sucker)
Lineage: Eukaryota; Metazoa; Chordata; Actinopteri; Cypriniformes; Catostomidae
Product: ubiquitin carboxyl-terminal hydrolase CYLD-like
Exons: 17
Coding region: 499-3369 (956 amino acids)
Biological process (GO): regulation of intrinsic apoptotic signaling pathway; necroptotic process; positive regulation of extrinsic apoptotic signaling pathway
Cellular component (GO): cytosol
Molecular function (GO): cysteine-type deubiquitinase activity; K63-linked deubiquitinase activity
Source: RefSeq, a predicted model, not a curated record